Cyprinus carpio (common carp) is the source of this 1739-nucleotide messenger RNA. Its product is annotated as putative G protein-coupled receptor 148. NCBI's taxonomy places the organism in Eukaryota, Metazoa, Chordata, Actinopteri, Cypriniformes, Cyprinidae. Gene Ontology annotation, molecular function: G protein-coupled receptor activity. The record is from RefSeq and is a predicted model, not a curated record. Gene Ontology annotation, cellular component: membrane. Gene Ontology annotation, biological process: G protein-coupled receptor signaling pathway.
AUCAAUAUUUAUGCCUUGGUGCAAAAUCCCUGAGUGUCAUUCUGAUCCAUUUAGCUGUGAAGUGAUAUUUACCUGUUUCUCCUUCUCCAUGGAAACCAUUUACAAGUGUGCCUGUGACAAAUCCACAUCUGUCCCGUAAAUCACUUACCACAGUCUGCAGGAAGGGGGAAGGAGAGACACAUUUACCUUCAGUCCUGAAUUGGAUGCACAAACACAUGCCAAGAGAUGGAAACUCUAAUGAAGGGAAAGUCGGAGCGUUUCUACCUAGCUGCAGAAGACGUUUUUUUAUCUCUGCUUUGUUCAUUUGGUAAUUGGUACAACAAGUCGGGUCGAGCUGAGCUUCACAUGCGUUCUUCUAAGUUCUCAAACUCCUCUGAAAGCCCAGUGGAGAUGUUUGCGCACGAGUGGCAUGGAUUCAUCCCUCCCUGCCAUAUGAGGGUGCUUCAGCUGUGCCCCGUUUUGGCCUUCCUGGCCAUUCUGCUGAUCACGCCGGUUCUUCUAGUACGUAUCCUGUCCCGAGUUGACCUGCGGCAGCAGACGCGUUACCUCCUCCUGGCCAAUGUUCUCUUCAGUGACCUGCUCUUUGUCUGCAUGAACAUCCUGAGUGCCUGCAUCAAUUCAGCCGGUGUGUUGAUGACGGAGUGGCCGUGUGCCGUGCUGCUCUUCUUCUCUGCAACUUUAUACAGUUCUGGGGUACUAAGCAUUACAGCAAUGGUACUGGAUACCUGCUUUGCAGUGUUAGCCCCCUUUCGCUACCUGGCAUUGUGGCCUGUGUCACGGACCUAUGGAGCAAUUGCCGCCAUCUGGGUCAUCUCUGUCUUUUUUCCUGCAGCAGCUGUUGGCAUGUUUUUGUGGUACCACAGUACGGCCCCUUGCGCCCUUCACCUCUGCUCCCUUCCUUUGCUGAUGGUUUUGACCGUAAGCCACUUUCGCCCACUCCAUGUCUCCAUGCUGCUGACGGUCAUGGGUAUCAUUUUCAUCCUCCUUCUAGUGUUGUCUGGUUACCUCAUCCUCUACUUUUGUACCCGUAGUUCGGGCGUGUGGAAGGGCGAGACCUCGUCUCGUGCUAGAGGAACAUUUCUCAUCCAUUAUCUCCACCUGUUCCUGGCUUUCUGUCCCCUGCUGGUUUUGAUGAUCGAGCUGAUGCUUUGCAACAACAGUGAAACUAUGGACCCCAAAGCAAGCCUGUGGAUGUCCUUGGUGGUGUGUAACGUCUUGCUCAUCCUCCCCAAAGCCUUAGCACCGUACCUGUAUGGGCUCCGCUAUAGAGAACUGUGCAACUUGCUGUUCCAGUUCUUUCAUCUGAAUAGGCCAACUACUAUCACACCUGUGAUAUAAAUAUGUUUAUUUGAACUAGUGAAAAAGACUUUUCAUCAACCAGUUAAAACAUAAAAUGAACUAUCUGUAAUGAUGCUCAACUAGGGUUUUGUAAGUAAUAAUGUGUCACAAAAAUAUGUGAGAAUAAUCAAAAAUGUACAUUCAGUUGUGGUAAUUAUGGCAUUUAUUGUGUUUAAUAUGAUAUUGUGUUUACUUAUGGUAUUCACUAUGUAUUUUGGUUACUAAAAACUCUAUUUAUAGCCUGUCAAUAAAAAACCUAUUAUAAGUCAGCCUUCAUAGCACCGUUAUAAAUAUACAUAAGAUUUACUACUGUAAACCCUAUCAGAAAAAACUAUGAAGCUUUACAAAUGGUUUAAGAGGCUUUGAAAAUCUCUUGUUUUGUUUAAUUUUUUUAUUACAUC